UAUUUAUCGUUUACCUGAAAUUCAAAUUUAACUAGAUGUUUUGUAUUUUACCCGGAAACCCCCAAUUCAGCCCUCCCAAUUCCCUCACUCAGUUUUCUUCCCAACCCUAAGGACCCCAACAGUCUUUAUCGCUGCUUCCCUAACCUGGUGGGAGCUGACUGGGCUAGCAGUGGGCCCAGAUACACAGGGCAGGAGAGCAGAGAAGGCUUGUCAGAGCCUGGAACCCCCUUCCCAGAAUGCUGGGAUCCCUGAGGCAGGUCUGGCUCCCGGGCUCCAAGUGUCUGCCUGGGUUUGCCAGAUUCCCUGUUGAGUGGGCCCUCAGAGCCUGGUUUUAAUCCUGCCCCCUCUGCGCUUAGGUGGGCUGGCCCUCUCCCGCGCAGGAGGAAAAGGGGAACCCGCCAGAGCCCUCCCGAAAAGAGGAAGGUACAGCUUGCGGGGUGGUUUGAGUGGGGAGUGGGGAGGUGGCUUGGCCAGGGGCUGAAAAUGAGGAACGCUGGCCAGGGAGGACCUACCUGGAGGUCACUGCCUCUGCUGGCACCAGUGGAAACAGGAUCCAGAACAGGUGGGGGGUUUCCAGCCUGGGCUCACCCCGUUUCCUGAGAAGGAAGGUGUGAAGGGGAGGACAGGGCCCGGGCUGCUCCAGAAGCCCCACGGGGCAGACUCUGCGCUCCCCUAGGGUGACAACCCAAGCUGGAUUUCCCGGGCUGCCCCGCCUCGCACAGGGAGGUCUGGGGGCGCGGUUACCUGGCACAAGCCUGGGCAGGGAACUGCCACCCCCAGACUUCUUCAGGAGGCUCUCUUGUCUUUGCAAACUGUCACACAGCCUGGUCACCAGAGCUGCUUCUUCGGGUUGCUGCCCCCCCUCCCCACCAAUGUGGGUACCUCACGACGUGGGAAAGGGAGCCACAGCCACCUUAGUUCAGGGCCACGGGAAGCCCCGCGUCAUUUGUCUCACUGAGACCCCUCUACCCGCCCCCCCCCCCCCCCCCCCCCCGGUCCUCCGCUCCUGACUAGGACGAGGUUAAGGCUGUCCAUCUCCAGUCUGUCUGUCCGCUUUCGGUUAAGGAGGGCGGUGGAUGCUGCUCCAGGUGUGAGGGAAGGCCCGUGAACUCGGCCUGGAGAGGGUGCAGGCCGAGGAAGGUCUGGGGAGGAUGUGGUCGCUGCAGGGUUGCAGGGUCCGAAGCCUGAGGUCCUGGGGGCGGGGCAGAACUCGAGACCCACCCCUCACCCCCUGCGCGCCCCUGCCCUGGAACCCUUUGUGCACCCAUCACAGGGUGUCGCCUCUUUCCCCAGCGACAAUGACUCAUAAAGCUGGUCCGCGCCGCCGCCUCCUCUCUCCCUGAAAGGCCCAGGUCAUAAAGGCCAUUGGGGCCAAGCCCUGAGGAGGCACGUCCCAACACAGCCCCGCGCUGCGCUGGCCCCUGCAGCUGCCCGCCGGGCCGGGCCUGGGCCUCCCGCCGCGACCCGGACCUGGCGACCGGGCGUUACGGCUCACGCCGAGCGCCCGGUAGCCUCGACGCCCAUGUGUGUCGUCUGCUUCGUGAAGGCCCUGGUGCACGUGUUCAAGAUCUACCUGACCGCCAACUACACCUACAACUUCCGCAGCUGGCCGGUGGACUUCCGCUGGGAUGACGUGCGCGCCGCCGGCGGGGGUGGCGGCGGUCCCCGCGCGCUGACGUGCGCCGCGGCCGUGGCGGGCGUGUGGCUGCUGCGGGGCGCGGCGCUGGGCGGGGACGCGCCCGGCCGGCCGCCGCGCGGGGCGCGCAGUCAGGCGCAGUGCCUCCUGCGGCAGAUCCGCGAGCUGCCGGGCCAGCUGGCCAGCUACACGCUGGCCCACUCGCUGGGCCGCUGGCUCGUGUACCCCGGCUCCAUGUUCCUGAUGACUCGCGCGCUCCUGCCGCUGCUGCAACAGGGCCAAGAGCGCCUCGUGGAGCGCUACCGCGGUCGGCGCGCCAAGCUGGUGGCCCGCGACGGCAACGAGAUCGACACCAUGUUCAUGGAUCGCCGCCAGCACCCGGGCAGCCACGGCCGCGGCCUGCGCCUCGUCAUCUGCUGCGAAGGCAACGCCGGCUUCUAUGAGAUGGGCUGCCUGUCGGCGCCACUGGAGGCCGGCUACUCGGUGCUGGGCUGGAACCACCCGGGCUUCGGGGGCAGCACCGGCGCGCCGUUCCCUCAGCAUGACGCCAACGCCGUGGACGUGGUGGUGAAGUACGCGCUGCACCGCCUGCACUUCCCGCCCGCGCACGUGGUGGUCUACGGCUGGUCCAUUGGUGGCUUCACGGCCACCUGGGCCACCAUGGCCUACCCGGAGCUGGGCGCGCUGGUGCUCGACGCCACCUUCGACGACCUCGUGCCGCUGGCCCUGAAGGUCAUGCCCCGCAGCUGGAAGGGGCUGGUGGUGCGCACCGUGCGCGAGCACUUCAACCUCAACGUGGCGGAGCAGCUGUGCUGCUACCCCGGUCCGGUCCUGCUGCUGCGGCGCACGCUGGACGACGUGGUGAGCACCUCGGGCCACGUGCGCCCCCUGCCGUCCGGCGACGUGGAGGGCAACCGCGGCAACGAGUUGCUGCUGCGUCUUCUGCAGCACCGCUACCCAGUCGUGAUGGCGCGCGAAGGCCUCGCGGUCGUGACGCGCUGGCUGCGCGCCGGCAGCCUGGCACAGGAGGCCACCUUCUACGCGCGCUACCGCGUGGAUGAUGAGUGGUGCCGAGCACUGCUGCGCUCCUACCGCGCGCGCCGUGAGGACGAGCCGGAGGACGAGCAGAAGGACUGGGGGCCUCACGGGCUCGCCUUCCCCUGGCUCGUGGGCCAGGACCUGAGCCCGCGGCGGCGCCGGCAGCUCGCGCUGUUCCUGGCACGUAGACACCUCAAGAACGUGGAGGCCACUCACUUCAGUCCGCUGGAACCGGAGGACUUCCAGUUGCCCUGGAGGCUGUAGUCUUCACCCCUCCCACACGGGAAACCAGUAAAGCUGGCCCUGCCUUGGGGAUCCCGACCUGGUGUCUGGGGGAGGGUGAGAUGGAACACAGGGAACUGGUGCUCUCCUUCACCGGGGUGAUUCCCCCCUUCCCUCCUUUAGCUUCUCCCUCAAACACUUGUGGACGUCCCAUUCUGCUCCCAGCUUCUAAAGGGAAUGUAGAGAUUAACCUGA
This is a messenger RNA of Acinonyx jubatus (cheetah), 3151 nucleotides long. It is a transcript of the gene ABHD16B, whose product is annotated as abhydrolase domain containing 16B. Gene Ontology annotation, biological process: phosphatidylserine catabolic process; monoacylglycerol catabolic process. Gene Ontology annotation, cellular component: endomembrane system. Gene Ontology annotation, molecular function: glycerophospholipase activity; monoacylglycerol lipase activity. NCBI's taxonomy places the organism in Eukaryota, Metazoa, Chordata, Mammalia, Carnivora, Felidae. The coding region runs from base 1523 to 2938 and encodes 471 amino acids. The record is from RefSeq and is a predicted model, not a curated record. The transcript has a single exon.